Molecule: messenger RNA, 603 nt
Organism: Leishmania mexicana MHOM/GT/2001/U1103
Lineage: Eukaryota; Euglenozoa; Kinetoplastea; Trypanosomatida; Trypanosomatidae
Exons: 1
Coding region: 1-603 (200 amino acids)
Biological process (GO): ribosomal small subunit biogenesis; rRNA processing; translation
Cellular component (GO): small-subunit processome; cytosolic small ribosomal subunit; ribosome
Molecular function (GO): structural constituent of ribosome
Source: RefSeq, a predicted model, not a curated record
AUGCAGCCUCACCUCCGCAAGCUCCGUAAGCUGAAGCGCGGCAAGCCCAGCGACCUCGAGGAGAGCGUCGCGAAGGCGCUGUUCGAGCUGGAGGCGUCGCACAAGACACUGCGUCAGGAGCUGCCGCGCUUCCACGUGAACACUGUGCGCGAGGUCAAGGUGCCGCGCUCGAAGAAGACCGUGCUGGUCAUCUUCUACCCCCUGCGCUUUCUGAUGCUGGUGCGCAAGGUCCAGCGCGCGCUCACCUCCGAGCUGGAGAAGCGCCACCCGGGCUACCUGGUGAUGCUGGUUGCGCAGCGCAAGAUCACGAAGCGCCCGACGGACGUGUACAAGUUGCAGAAGGUGCAGCGCUCGAAGACGAGCACGGCGGUGUUCGAGAACAUUCUGAGCGACAUGAUCUACCCGAGCGACGUGGUGGGCCGCCGCUGGCGCUACCGCACGGACGGGAGCAAGCUGAUGAAGGUGUUCCUGGACACCCGCGACCGCAAGCGCAUCGAGUCCCGCCUUCGCGCUGUGGCGUACGUGUACAAGCAGCUGACGCACCGCCGCGUGUCGUUCGGCUUCAUGUGGAACCCGAAGCUGCAGCAGGUGUCGACCCGGUAA